AUGAAAAAUAAUUCUAACAAGGUGGUUUCUGUAAGAGUGGUCCCCAGCAAUCCCCAUACGAUAAUUAACAGUCAAUCCCAAAAGAGGAUCCAUCCACGUACCUCCACGGAUUUCGAUGUUACCAUUAAGCCCGUGUCUCAAGGAGAUUUUAGUGGAAUUUUAAAUAUUCAAGUUGACGAAAAGCCAUUCGACUCCAUUACACUGAAAGGCAUCGUUGAACUACCACAUCUAGACUUGAACCCAAGGGAAAUUAAUUUGAAAUGGAUUAAUGGAGGUAGUGGUAUAGUAUCCACCGACGGCUUGCGAGAUUUUGUUAGACUGAGAAAUCAUUUGAACGUACCAAUGACGUUUAAAUGGAACACAGAGAGUGUAAAUGAAGGGUUUGAGAUCUACCCAGAAUCUGGUACUUUAAUGGCAAAUACUAAUCAGGAUUGCGAGGUUUCCUACAAGUUCUUGUUAAAAUGUGGAAAACUUCCCACGAAAAAGGCUCUUUUUGUAUUGUCAACAUGUGUUGAAGGCCCAAUCUCUAUAAAGGGAAUUCCAAGCCAACUUGAAGUUCAAAUUCGUCUUCCACAGCCAAAGCUAAUCACCUCUUCAAAACGAAUCAAAUUAGGGGAUGUGCCUUGGGGUCUUGAUGUGCAAAAGUACAUUAGUCUUAAGAAUGUUGGAAAUGGUCCCGCUUUUGUGAAAAUUUGUGCGAUUGGUGAAUUGAACUCUGUGCAAUUGACUUUUGGAAACACACCAGUGGAAAUUAGAAGUCAGGAAGAAGCUAGUUUUGAGAUUACUGUCAACAGCCGAAAUACGGGCUACUUCCAAGUGCCUAUUUCAAUAAAGCAUGCUGACAAAGAAGUUAUGCAAAUGCUAGUUCAGGGAAAUUGUGUCUUUCCAAACGUAGAUAUCUUCCCAGAAACAAUUCAUUUCACACUUGAUAAUUGUGAGGAAAAAUCAGGUGGGAAUGGGAUUCCCACUGGAGAAAAGGCAUUCGCCAAAGUUACAGCCUUCCGUUACGACUUUUAUCCCCAUCUAAUCAUUAACGGAAGGAAGAUUGAACAGAGAUUUUGCAGGAUUUCGGAAAUUGCUAUUCCACCACUAGUUAAUAUCUACCCUAGGAAGAUUAUUUUUAAUAUUUAUCAAAUGUCAAAUAAUGCGACGGGAAUACUGACACAGGUAAAGUUCGAAAUUUGUGUGCCAUUUUUUUGCGGAAAGAUCUAG
Messenger RNA from Rodentolepis nana, 1212 nucleotides. NCBI's taxonomy places the organism in Eukaryota, Metazoa, Platyhelminthes, Cestoda, Cyclophyllidea, Hymenolepididae. The record is from the annotation of a GenBank genome assembly.